Molecule: messenger RNA, 1568 nt
Organism: Hymenoscyphus albidus
Lineage: Eukaryota; Fungi; Ascomycota; Leotiomycetes; Helotiales; Helotiaceae
Source: the annotation of a GenBank genome assembly
AUUAACUCCAUUUUCUUCUCGGCGAUGAGGGGGUUCUGCAGGCUUUCACUUACUAUGCGUUUGCAUGGUGGUGAAGAAGCAGGUAUAUGUAUAUCAGACAAUUCCUUUGAAGGGAAUCUUGUGAUAAUCAGCAAUUCUCUUCCAUCAUCGAGCACACACACUCCAUCAUAACACACAUCCACCAGUGAUAUCGCAAUCCAGAUAUAAAUUGUACCCAGCCAACAAUCACAUUUUCUCACUCCAAAUUCCACAUAAUUGCAAUGGCAUCAAAUAAUUCCGGAGCCGGAAAGACGGUGCUUGUUACUGGCGCUAGUGGAUACGUUGGUGCUGAACUCUUGAACUCUCUUCUCUCAAGAGGUUACAACGUCAAGGCCGCUGUACGAAAAGACUCAUCGGCCGACAAAAUCAAGAAUUCACACAGCAAAUACGCUAGUCAACUUUCGUUUGCAAUCGUUAAGGAUCUACAAACCCCAGGUGGACACGACGAAGCCGUCAAAGGCGUCGAGGGAGUAAGUCAUUCCGUGAAUCAAUUUUCUAUUUUGGACUAACAACCACCAGGUCUUCCACCUCGCAUCUCCAUUCGUCUUGGAGGUCAAGGAUAAUGCAACUGACCUUCUCGAUCCCGCCAUCAAUGGAACCGUAGAACUCCUAAAGUCCAUUCAUAAAAACAACCCCAACGUCAAGAGAGUCGUUCUCACUUCCUCAUUUGCCUCCAUCCUUGAUAUGAGCAAGGGCAAUCGCCCAGGCUAUGUCUACACAGAGACCGACUGGAACCCAUGCACCUACGAGGAAGCGGCCGACAACAACACACCCGGUGCAGUCUCCUACUGUGCAUCCAAAGCACUCGCCGAGAAAGCAGCAUGGGACUACAUCCGCGACAACACGCCAACCUUCAGCAUGACAGCCAUGUGUCCACCCAUGGUUUACGGUCCCAGCAGUACUCUCUUCCCAGGCUUCGCGCACCUCAACACCUCUUCGGCAGACAUCUACCGUCUCUUCAACGGAAGCUCCCAGGAGGUCCCCGAGACCACGUUCUAUGGAUGGGUUGACGUGCGGGAUUUGGCGGAGGCAGAGGUUCGGGCGUAUGAAUCUGAUAUGGCGGCGGGUCAGCGGUAUCUUACUGCCUCGAGUGGUUUCACGUAUCAGCAGAUUGUGGAUAUCAUCCGUGAGGAGUUCCCUGAGAAGAAGAAGUCGACCCCGGUUGGACGGGCGAAUGAACCUUUCCCGGUGGUUUAUCAUCCUUCGAAUGAGAAGGUGAAGAGGGAACUUGGGUUGGAGUUUAGGAAUUUGAGGACUACGAUUGUGGAUAUGGUUAAUCAGAUGAUUGGUUAUGAGAAGGAGGCUGGUAAAGCUUGAUGUGCUUUUCUUUACCUUUUGCUCGCCUUUCCUUGGUGUUCGAGGGGUAUUUUGGAGGCAAAACGACUGAAACUUUGGAGGAGCUUUAUGAGUUUGUGGAUAAAUUGACUGGGCUUUCCCCGAGGAGCAUUUUCUUGGAGCCGGAUGACAAAAUAAUUGAUCUUUUUUUUCUUAAAAAUCUACGUGGUCGUUUUUGAAAUUUGAGAUGUGAG